Prunus persica (peach) is the source of this 1395-nucleotide messenger RNA. RefSeq lists its product as uncharacterized. The transcript has a single exon. NCBI's taxonomy places the organism in Eukaryota, Viridiplantae, Streptophyta, Magnoliopsida, Rosales, Rosaceae. Bases 549 to 1238 code for a protein of 229 amino acids. The record is from RefSeq and is a predicted model, not a curated record.
UUAUCUUUAAUUUCUCUCUUUUCGUUGCUUUUGUUUCUCAACUCCUCCCACUCUCUCUCUGUUCCAGAAAAUGAGAGAGUCCAGACUCCAGACCCAAAAGGAAAAAGAAAAAGAGAUGCUUUCUGCCUAGCCCUAAUGGACGGUAGAGGUAGGACAGGCAACUCGUACCAUUGCUAUAUAAACCCUUGCGCGUACUGCAUCUACUCGUUCGUCCAAACUACCUACUUUUUAUUAUUAUUAUAUAUGUAUUGCAUUGUUUACUACUUACCUACAAAUCAAGUGCAUCAAUAGAUAAAUUUCCGCUUCCCAUCUCUCUCUCUCUCUCUCUGUAUUAAUCUUAAUUAAUAUUUGUGAUUUUCUUUUGUACGCACGUAGACCUUGGUUUGAAUUUAAAGUACGAAAUUUUAAACCAGACGUAUGCAAUUGUAUCUCUCCAUCCGAAUCCCAUCGGAGGUUUCUUUUCGUCUCAAUUGGGUUGUGGGUUGUGCUUUGAGAAAUAUCAAGGAUUAAUGCUAGCUAGUAUCGCAAGACCAAAUUAAUAUUGAAAGAUGAAGAAGAAAGUAUCUGCACUAGUGAAGCAGAUAAUAGCUGCAGUGAGCUCAAUUGCGAAGAAUAAAACUCUGGCCCUUAGGAGCAAAACCAGAGCCAUAAAGACUCGAAUCAUUAUAUUCUCGUUGCUGAACAGGAGGUUUGUGAUGAGCUCCAUCUCUCACAAGCUCCAGGCUUUGCUAGGGCAGCAGCAACACCAUUACCCUGAAUCUGAUGAUGAUGAUCAUCAGGAAGAUCAAGACCAAAGCAAGGGCAAAGCCGGCGCACUUGUAGUCAACCCAAGCAGCAGCAACAACGAUAUUAUUAAUGUUGUCGUGUCCCACAGAUCCCACCAGCACCAGCCAGUUGAUCUUAUUAUUAAUCCAACUGAUGAUGAUCACAUUCACAUGACGGCGGAUUCGGAGGAUAAUAUUGAUAUUGAUCAUGAUAUUGAUCAUGGGUACUUGCACCACUUGGUAGAAGCUCAAGCUCAAGCUGGGGAUCAUCACCUUGACGUGGAUAGAUAUUGUGAAGAGGAGGAUCAAUUCGAAUCUGUGAUAGAUAUUGUGAAGAACUCAAAGCAACAGGCUGGGCAGGCAUUCAGUCUGGAGGACGACAUAGACCACGUGGCAGACUUGUUCAUAAGGAGGGUCCACCGCCAAAUCACAAUUCAGAAGCAGCACUCCUUCAAGAGCAAGAGGCACCAGUGACGGGGUUGACAUGGCCGCCACCAACCACCUAUUUUUUUCAUUAUUAUUAAAUUUUUUUUUUUAACGGUUGAAAGUAAUUUUCUCGUGUAUCUUCGUCAUAUCUCAUACGAUGUGAUAUAAUCGUAUGAACUGGGCCUAGUGGCAAUUUCCUCUUGAA